UCGUUGAUUCGGUUUUGUUCUAUCAUCCGUGUUCGUCACAAUAUGUAUGUAUGUAUAACAAAUGCAAGUAUCAUAGAAGAAGCUAUCACGUUGCCUAAAGUUCUGAAUCCGUAACAAACCCUUAUAUGAACAAUCUAGUUUCAUUCAUAUUGUUAUUAACAUAGCAAAGUAUUUUUAUUUUACGAAUGUAGUUAAUUAAUAAAUUUUACUUUCCAUUUGGCACAAACUUUGUUUACGCCCUAGCAAAUUUUGUACCCCCAACUUAACGCAGAGAGAAAUGUUAUUUUUGACAUUAAAAAAAUUCAUAUCGCCUAAAAUUUAUUUAAAAAAAACCUUAUGUCGAACUUUGUUAUAAAAGUCGUCUUAUUUCAAAUAUUUUCCAUUUAAUUGAAAUAAUGGGCGCAUUUUUUGACUUAAGAAGUCAAUAUUCAUGUGAAUUCAGAUGCAUUGCUUUUAAUUUUUUUUGUUUGUUUACAACUUUUUUGUUUCUUUACAUUUUCCAUCUAUUUUUUCUAAAUCAGCUGAGAUAAUGUGUUGUAUAUCCCACUAACAAACAAAUGGCUCUAAAUCAGAGUCGCACAGAGAGAUUUCGAGUAGAUUAGCUUCAAAUCUCCUCGAUUACGAGAUUAACAAGUGUCAUUUUUCUAAAUCUAGUAAAUUAGUGAGUUAAUAUACUCAACAGCCUAAAUCUCGUGUUUAAGUGUCGGUCGGAAUAUUGUAUUCAAAUUUCAAGUAAUAGCAAAUCUUAAAAAUUAUUAAAUUUUUCUAGUCUCAUUAAUAUUGUAAUUAGCGAAGCAAAGUAUUUGCUUUCAGUUUUACAAAUGUGUUUAAAUAAUAAUUUAAAAAUCAAGAUAAACGUCGUAUUUGCGAUUGUUUUGAUAUUUAAAUGUCAAACUUUUACUUUACAUUUGGCACAGCAAAAUGUAUUUAAAGCUAACCGGUACCUUUUUUCUCUGUGUUGAAACGGGGUGACAAAGUUUGCUAUGGUGAUUGUUAUGGCGGCAGUGACAAAUGGACAGAUGAUAACCAUAUAAUCCGAUCAACUCUUAACCGGUCAACUCGGCUCCCUUCCUCGAAAUUACUACACGAAUGUUUUCUGCCGCUACAACAACAACAAGAAUAUCAACUGUCAACCAAAAGAGAGAUUGCCUUCUUAUGUUAACCUUAUUACUUUUUCGUAAUUAACAUUUAUAGGUCGUGCGCAUCAGGUUUUCUACAUAAAGGAAGAUAUUUUUGGGGAUGAAGAAGUUGAAGCUGAUAUUGGUGAGGAAAGUGUGACGACGCAACAGAGCCGGUACCUGAUUAUGAUCCUGAAUUCUCUCAUUUAAUGCAUCUAGCGAGCGAGGUUCACACUGCUCUGAAGCGGAGCAAAAAGUACGCAAAUCAAAAAUGAGUUUCGUUCAUGAUGGCAUGAUUGACUAAUGUUAUAAAACAUGUGGGUUUUGACAGCUUUUUCUCGAAUCAAAGAGUUUCGUAUCAUAUCAUUUAUGACAAAACUGUUAAGACAUUUGGAAUUGUACGUGUAGACAAGCAGUACUUCAUUCAGCUAUAUGAACGUACGUAAAGUGUAUGGCACAAACAGUCACCUACGCAGAACCGUGGACCGAAUCAGCUGAUACGACCUAUCUUAUGAGAGCGCAUUCUAAAUGAUCGUUUUUACCGUCCGCUUCAACAGACCGUACGGUAGGAUAUCCGUGAAAAUUGAAUUUUUCCUAGAAACGAGUAAGCUUAGAGUAAGAGAGAAGUCUCUUGCAACGCAGGGUUUCGAAUAUCGAUAUUUUGUAGUAAUAAAAAAGUAAACUUAAAAUAACUCAAAAUCAUAGUCGAACACACUUAUUAAUUAAUAGGUAAACUAUUUUUAAUAGGCAGAUUUUAGUUUUGUGCUUUUACAUUAUGAAAAAUUACAACUAUAAAAAAAAAUUGUGAAAAAUCGUGUAUACAAAUAGAACAAUGGCAACAUUGGUGAAAUGAAAACAAAAGAGAAUAACUGAUUUCUGCGUUGCAACUACGGCCAUAACUUUUGACUAAUUUGGUUUGAUACGGGCGGUAAGUACGGAAGGGAGGAAUGUGACUGUUUAUGCUAUUAGUCGAUAUAUUGGAUCAAGUGAUAGGACUAUGUACGGUUAAGAGAAUUAUUGGAGUUGUUUCAUCCAUUGUAAUUGUUUUUAUUUCUUGAAAAGAAAUGAAAUGGAGUACUUACGACCAGUAUGGAAUUGUUUAAGAACAUUUUGUGGAUGCAUUCACUGCUCGGAAGAUAUUGGAAAUCAGUAUAACUAUGAGCCAAGUGAACGGACUUACCUAUUAGCUGAUCCUGCAAUUCAUAAUAGUCCAGCUUUAAGGCAAACUAAUUCUGAAAAUCUUAGCAACGAGUUUGCGCAAUCUUUACCUAAAAAAGAUGAGAAUGCAUUAUGUCGCUUAGUGCAAAGUACAGCCAUGAACAUGAUUGAUGUGGGAGCUAUGGAUUUACACAACCUUGAAAAUGAAGAGUACAAUGAUCGAAUAAAGCUAUAUUCUCAACGCCUGCAGCAACAAUGGAAUAGUAUUCAACACCCUGAAAAAGAAGUAUCAGGAUUCCUAAGAGAUAUAUCAAAUGCAAACGAUCAAUUAUGUAUAAUGAACUCUCCAGACGAUUUGUUGCAGAUAUCGAAUUUUUUGCGUGAAAGUCACACCGCGUUAUUAAAUUUGCGAAUCGAUCACAACGAAGCGAUAGUUGUGCCAUUUAGAAUACCAUAGUGAUAUUUUUCUACUAAUCCUUCGUUAUAAAAUAAUAAUAAUAAUUAUCACCAACUAAAUUUACAUUUUAUUAUAAAAAUAAUAAGAAAAUUAAACACGAGAUUUGAUAAUGGUAAUACGGAUUAGUCCUUCACACUAGAUACUUGAUGAGUACUGCGGGCUGUAAGUGCUUAAACUGUUCGUUGGUAAUGUGUCUGUAUCUUCUCUCUUCAUGUGACACAGAAGGAGUUUGACGCGAUUGAAUUAUGAACACUCCGGUGUUGGACCGACCAGGGUUAUUUUUUUGAAGCGCGGCCGAAGGCCGCCAGUACAGAACGGAGUUUGACGCGAUUGAAUUAUGAAUACUCCGAUGUUGGACUGACCAGGGUUAUUUUUUUGAAACGCUUCCGAAGGCCGCCAGUACAGAAAGGAGUUUGACGCGAUUUAAUUAUGAACACCCCAGUUUUGGACCGGCCUGGGUUAUUUUUUUGAAGCGCGGCCGAAGGCCACCAGUGCGGGGCAAAGGAAAGCGCUGAACACAUAGAUGACGACGAGCGACAGGCAGCAUCUUUCCAAUAUUGAAAUACACUACUACUUCUUACGGACACAGAUAUUGCUCUCCUUAAAUUAAAACCAUUUCUAAUUUUGCCGACAACAGUGGGCAGCUGUCUUGCUGCCACUAAUAUGUGAAAUGUAAAACUAUUCAAAACUAACAAUUCUAGCGUUAUUUUUACCAACAGAAGAAUAAAAAAGCUCUGAUAUAUAAUUUGUAAUAACAA
This is a messenger RNA of Bactrocera oleae (olive fruit fly), 3491 nucleotides long. It is a transcript of the gene Lamtor1, whose product is annotated as Late endosomal/lysosomal adaptor, MAPK and MTOR activator 1. NCBI's taxonomy places the organism in Eukaryota, Metazoa, Arthropoda, Insecta, Diptera, Tephritidae. The record is from RefSeq and is a predicted model, not a curated record. Gene Ontology annotation, biological process: endosomal transport; regulation of receptor recycling; lysosome organization. Gene Ontology annotation, molecular function: molecular adaptor activity; guanyl-nucleotide exchange factor activity. Gene Ontology annotation, cellular component: membrane raft; Ragulator complex; lysosome.